AUGGAAGAUGUAGAUUUUUCGGUUAUACUGUAUUUUUUGGACGAAUUUAUUUAUUCCCAUAUUGUUAUUUAAAAAGAAAAAAAAAGCUCGCAAGAGUGUCGUCAUUUCCUCCGGUUCCAGGGGCGCCUAGAUACUUCCGGUAUAAAUAUUGACCACGAAACUACGAGAACAACGCAGCGGUCAGUGCAAAAAUGAGUGGCGGCUUGGCACCAAGUAAAAGCACUGUUUAUAUUUCUAACCUGCCGUUCUCGCUGACCAAUAGCGACUUGCAUAAGUUAUGCACGAAAUACGGCAAAGUCGUCAAGGUGACGAUCGUCAAGGACAAACAAACACGGCAGAGUAAAGGUGUGGCGUUCGUGCUGUUCCUGGACAGAGAGUCAGCUCAUCACUGUGCUCGGUCACUGAACCACAAGGAGCUGUUCGGCAGGACAGUGAAGGCCAGCAUCGCCAUUGACAAUGGAAGAGCUGCGGAGUUCAUCAGGAGAAGGAACUACACAGACAAGACCAAGUGUUACGAGUGUGGAGAAGAUGGUCACUUGAGCUACGCCUGCCCAAAGAAUUUGCUGGGAGAAAGAGAGCCUCCACCUAAAAAGGAAAAGAAGAAGAAGAAAAAGAUGGUGACGAAACACCUCGACGAGGUCGAACCGGAGGAAAGCGAAGAUGAAGGAGAAGACCCUGCGCUGGACAGUUUGAGCCAGGCCAUCGCUUUCCAGCAAGCUCGAAUGGAGGAAGAAGAAGAGAGACGAAGGAAGCAGACCACAGCAGACCCGAGCCACUCUUCAACGUCAGACGGCUCGCAUAAACCCAGGAUUAAAAAGAGCACGUACUUCAGUGAUGAGGAAGAGCUCAGUGACUGAUGAACUUUAUUCUAUUCCUAAGAUCUUUAUUUUCAAAGAUCAGCGAGCUUAUUAGUUAAAAUUUUUAUGUGAGGCUUUGUCAAAAGCUUUUAACUCGCAACUAAACUGCUUUACAGUCACUCAAUGUUUGGAAAGCUGUAGUAACUGUGAUGCUGCAGGAACAUCACCUUAAUAUGAUUGGAAAUUUGGCCUGACUCUGUUGAGCAAUUCAGAUCUGCUAGACUUGUUAACUGAUUUACCCAUUGUCUUUUACACUAUAAAUAAUGUCUACUGGUUAGUACAGAUGUUUACUGAAUUCCAUGAAAUAAAUCAUCGUCAUGCAAAUAAAGGCAAAAUGAUUGCA
Hemibagrus wyckioides is the source of this 1200-nucleotide messenger RNA. RefSeq names its product zinc finger CCHC-type and RNA binding motif 1 (gene zcrb1). Gene Ontology annotation, cellular component: U12-type spliceosomal complex. The record is from RefSeq and is a predicted model, not a curated record. The coding region runs from base 192 to 857 and encodes 221 amino acids. Lineage: Eukaryota; Metazoa; Chordata; Actinopteri; Siluriformes; Bagridae. Gene Ontology annotation, biological process: mRNA splicing, via spliceosome. The transcript has a single exon. Gene Ontology annotation, molecular function: RNA binding; zinc ion binding.